GAAACACAAAACAAAUUUUUUGAUUUCUAAGCAUUCAUCUUAGCAAAAUGCGCACUUGUCCUGGGUUAUAUUUUGAUAUUGGGAAAAAGGCCAGAGAUGUUCUUCACAAGGACUAUGCUCAACAAUCACCAGUUCACUUUCACUACCAACUCAUGGACUGGAAUUUAGACCUCUCUUGUCAAGUAGAAGAAAUUGUACCUGGAUUUAGGAGCCUUUUCAAUUGUACCAUACCUGAUUCCGGGAAGGUGGAACUACAGUACUUGAAUAACUACACUGGGAUCACUGGAUGCAUUGGAUUAUUAGGAAACCCAGAAAGAGGAGGAUAUGACCCAGUUGCAAACUUCUCGGGCCUCAUAGGAACAAGCAUUCUGUCCCUGGGAGCCAAUGUUGCUUUUGACAUAUCCUCAAGGACAAUCAGCAAACUGAAUGCUGGUUUAAGCUUCAAUAGUGCCUUCCUUAUUGCUUCCUUGACCUUGCAUGAUAGGUUUGACACUCUGAAAGCCUCAUGUUAUCAUGAAGUGAACCCCCUAACCAAGACUGCCAUUGCAGCAGAGGUGAAGCAUAGCUUGUCAAUGAAGGAGACUGGUGUCACCAUUGGUGCUCAACAUGCAUUUUUUCCGCAAACGGUUGUAAAGGCUCGACUUGACACCUCUGGCAAGGUUGGUGCUCUUAUUCAACAAGGGUUCUGGCAGAGAUUUUUUGUAACUAUGGCUGGAGAAAUGGAUUUUGGGACAAAUGAGCUUCCCAAGGUUGGAGUCUCCAUGGCUUUAAGAUAAGAUUUCAUCUCCAAUUGAGAGGGUGUUGGAUGUAUGGAGACUUUCAAGAGGUGAUGCAAACAGGAUGAAACUUUCAUUUUUCUGUCAUCGAUUCUCUUCAAUAUUCAAGAACCAUAUGAGUACCAUGUCUAGUUCUAGUC
Gastrolobium bilobum is the source of this 916-nucleotide messenger RNA. Its product is annotated as mitochondrial outer membrane protein porin 1-like. Gene Ontology annotation, cellular component: mitochondrial outer membrane. Gene Ontology annotation, molecular function: voltage-gated monoatomic anion channel activity. Lineage: Eukaryota; Viridiplantae; Streptophyta; Magnoliopsida; Fabales; Fabaceae. The record is from RefSeq and is a predicted model, not a curated record. The transcript has 5 exons. Gene Ontology annotation, biological process: monoatomic anion transmembrane transport. Bases 48 to 776 code for a protein of 242 amino acids.